AUGAUCCCUACUCCUGUGCAACCCUUUUCCGGUUUCAACCAGCAAUUUUCCUGUCCGGAUACUGCACUCCUUGUACGCGGACUGGAUCGUGUCCACGGCCGAGUACAAAUCUUCACCCGUUCCCUUUCGGAUGCAGUCAGUACCCUGGGGUCUGUAAAUUCUACCUCUUCCGUAACACAAUGGGAUACAGAUCCGAUCGGGCCGUCAUCACUCUCAGCCCCGAACGGAUCAUCUACAACGUCCAAUGCAGUCGCGUUUGGUGAUCGAACUGUUGUGGUCUGUCAGAACUGCCUGACCACAGCGCUCCAAUUAGCCAAUCGUGUCUCAGAAGCCCGAACCCAGUGGUAUUUAGAUGGUCUGUGUCUGAGAGCGAUGGACUCCAUAACAGAUUUGCGACAAAAAUUAGUCAGUAUAAAUGCGGCUGCGCGAGCUCGAUCUGGUUUCCGAGAGCAGUUUAGUCUGGUUCAGUUACGCGAGAAGUUGGUUGUUGGUUACCUGAAGUUUCUUUUAACAUUUUUUGACGACUUGACUAAGACUGCCGCUGGUCGAGUUCCCGGUCCAAUUCUGCUCCUACUUGCAAAACUUUGUCUUACCUGGACAAGCACGGGAACCAUCGGUCAGUUCUUGACUAUUUGUGAGGAUCUACUAUCAAGUGGUAAGUCAGUAUCUUAUCUUGUUUCUUUCGGAAGUCACGUUUGUUUCAUUUUAUCCCGUUUUUUAUUUAUUCGCACAUGA
Messenger RNA from Echinostoma caproni, 735 nucleotides. Lineage: Eukaryota; Metazoa; Platyhelminthes; Trematoda; Plagiorchiida; Echinostomatidae. The record is from the annotation of a GenBank genome assembly.